This is a messenger RNA of Chiroxiphia lanceolata (lance-tailed manakin), 4155 nucleotides long. RefSeq names its product C-type lectin domain family 4 member A-like. The record is from RefSeq and is a predicted model, not a curated record. The transcript is spliced from 6 exons. Lineage: Eukaryota; Metazoa; Chordata; Aves; Passeriformes; Pipridae. The coding region runs from base 2921 to 3679 and encodes 252 amino acids.
ACAAGAGCAACCUCAGGAAUGAAUGGGUUCAGGACAUUCUGUCUGGACAAAGAGGGGGGAGUGUGGAAGAAGGACACAGAAAUGACAUGGCUAUUCCAAAUGGGGUAAAACACCACACGACACCAAACACAAAUCAACAACAUAGAAACAGGCCUGACUGUAGGUGCAUGUGAUGCUUGAUAAGAGUGUGGAUAAAACUACAAGUGAGAAAACUUAGUUGCCCUGACUUUUAGCAUUUCAGACAUUAGAGGCUUUUACAACCUGCAGAUACUUUCAGAAAUUAUUCUUGCCAUGCUGGUAGAGGGGAAGCAGUCUCUGCUGAGUGCAGAGGUGAUCAAGGUGAGCUUUGUCAGGAGCAGCAAGGGCAGGCUGCUUGGAAAGAGAGAGCAAACUGGAAGCUGAGUCACAGCAGGGCAGGCAGGGGCAGUGGCCUCACCAACAGAGGAGCAGUCCUGCAGUCCUACUUGAACACAAAGAUCAGAGCCCAUCAGGGUGAGGAUUUAGAUCAGCAGGGUAUGUGGCCAGAUGUGGGCAUGACUGCUCUAGCUCAGGCAGGGAUCAAGCGUGAGACCCUUAGCUGUGAUAAGCCUGCAGGCCAACUUUGCUAAGGUUUCUCAAAGCCAGACACCUCUGUUACUUAAGCUGGACCUGAGUCCAGGCAGCCAAUCUGCCAGAAGGUGGGGAAUAUGCUCAGGGCCCUGAUGUUCUUCUAUCAAACCUGCUUACAGCUGUUAUCUUGUGCCGCCAUGCUUGCUCAGUGUUCCUCUGCCAGACAGCAAAGCUGUGCAUAUGGCUGUGUUGAAAGUACAACAGAAGUCUUGUGACCUGGGUAAGGAUAAGAAGUCUAAACCUUUGAAGUUGGUUGUUUGAAUUGUCAAAUAUUCUAGCAUCUGUGGUAGCCGAAAAAAAAAAUCCAAACUUUUUUCAGAUCUAGGAGCAGAGCUGUGACCCUGUUUUGAUGGAAUGUUGUAUGCAUCCUGGCAGGUGGAAGGUGAAGCAUCGUGCCCACAAGCUAUGGUGAAGUUUCUCUGACUUUUCAGUAGGUACUUGCAGCAAAAAGGAUUAAAAAGCUUAAAAGGGUAUUUCUCCAGAGCAGGAGGAUUUUCAGGUGAGGUGCACCUAAGGGAAAUGCAGGGAUAUACUGCUGUUUAUGCAUAAAGAAGCAUAGAGGAUUGAGAAACAGUUCAUUGGGGAGAGUUUAGUCCCCUCUGGAAAUCUUCCCAGUCCCCUUAUCUUUCCUCCCUGGUAAGUUACUGGUGAAAUUACUUGGCCUGGCCUGUGGCUGGACCAGCUGAAUUCUUCCAUCCUUCUGCACUCCCAUUACCAGUGGUUUCUUCUAAUGCAGCAGAAGCCAAUAAGCAGGCUGCUUGAGAACUACAGUUUCUGAUAUUGCAGACAAUAGUCUUCUCUAGGUAAAGGAUCAAGGUCAGGCCCUUAAUACGUAUCAGCAGAUCAAACUGAGCAACAUCCCCUGAACAUUUAUGUUUUAUAUAGUAGAUCAGUUGAUUUCCUUAGGCUUUUGGGAAGACCUGCCAUCAGUCUGAGAGGGACUAGUCAAAGGGGCAGAAAAGUUUGUGCCAAUUGAGAGGCAGACUGUAGCAAAUAGUCAGGAAAGAAAUGUCGAAGGGAAGAUCCCAGUUUCAUCUGGUUUUUGGUUGUUUCUUUUGUGAAAGUUGUAGCUGAGGUGGGAUGUGAGUGUUUCCCGCCCCUUUCUCCCAUUGAUUAUGUUCUACAUUCUGUGACUUAUGUCUCACAGUCAUGCAGCAACUGUUCCUACCACAGCCAUGUGAAUUGCAGACUCUAGACUUCACAGAGCCUUGAUGCUGUGUCUGGACUCCUGAAGAAAUGAGAGGAAGACUUGUUCUUCCAAAUAAAAACCAAACAGAAAACCAAAAACCCCAAAGUCUUCCUGAGCAUUGGUGAUGAGGAAACAGGAUCUGAAUCUGAACUCAACCUGUUAAAUCAGCAUAAAUCUACAAAGUUCUAGGAGGGAGAACAACUGGUCUGGUAAGGCAUAGAAGUGGAGCCCUGGGGCCUAAGUAGUUAACACACAUAAUACCUCAAGGUCUAGGCAAUCUGUUGAGGGCUCAUUGCAUUAUGUGAACAAGAGACUCUCACUCUAGAGAUGGUUAUUGGUUGGUCUCUUUCUUCCAAGUUAAUAUCUCUGUCCAUGCUCACAGGAAAAGGAAAAGCACAUUGCAGGAUGCAGUGCCCUUCUAGUUUGGUAGCUUAAUUUUGCCCCAUCCAGAGUUUGGACUCUGACAGACAUUCCUUGAAGCUGAGCAUGGGAAAAAUCCGUCAGUCAGCAACAGCUGGUCGUUAUAGUGGCUCCUGAGCAGAGCCACGUUUUCCAGCUGUCACUUUUGGGAUCUUAUUGCAUCACUUGUGUUUGGGGCAGGCCAGCCAGGUAACUUGCAAUAGUCUGCUUUCCCUUUUCUUUCCUAGGCAUUGUAGGACAGUAGCUCCCGAGCCCUGGGACAGACGCAUCUGGCUUGCAUAGUAGACUGCUUUUUAGUCCUUGAAGCAGUCUGAAGAGACAUUCCCUAAAGGAUGAAGCCGCCUGUAACUUGCCGCCUUUGUGCUGAGCCUUGUGUUUUAGGGAUGUGUGGUGCUCCCCUGCCCUCCUAGCCUGGUCUGCAAGCCUCAUCCGCGACAGGGCAUUGGAAGUUCAGUCUCACCUGUGACAGUGUGCUGCCAUCUACUGCUGAAACCCUUUGUUGCGGGCUUUCCUGCAAUUCCUGGGUUCAGCCACCAUCUUCAAGGGCUGGCUGGGCCCCCAGGAAUCGGGGGAGUGGCAGGUGGGAUGCAGGCAGACAUCAUCUGAGAUCUGGCUAGCACUGGUGAGGUGCUCUCUAAAAAGAAACUGCAGCUGGUGAUUUGUACUUUGAUAAUUUGGCAGUAAUGGAACUGGUGCAUUCAAAUGUACCCAUGUUCUGCAAUCCUAAUGCCCUCUGUGUUUCCCUGCUGCACAGAGAGCCUUGUGUGGGGCUUGGAAUCAAGCUGUGCCAGGGCAGGCACAUAUCUCCUCUUGUGGUCCAGCGUAUUUACAGCACCUCCUGAGACGAAGAAGUGUGAACAUCACACCCAGAAAUACCCACCGUGGCUCCCAUGGCUGAUCUCACUGUUACUCCUCUUGACAUGCAUUGCCCUUGUUGUUGUUCUCCUUGUGGCUCCCUUCUCCCACAGCAGUGACCAGCCCACAGCCCUGCAGGAGAAAUUCACGGCGUGGGAGUGCGACUCAGCGGUGUCAGAAAACAAAGACCGAGGCUGGAUGUGCUGCCCGAAGGGCUGGAGAAGGUUUCAAAACAGCUGCUAUUUUCUGUCCCUUGAUAAGAUGGCCUGGUCUGAGAGUGAGCAGAACUGCACUGGGAUGGGCUCCCACCUGGUGGUGAUCAACAGUGAGGAAGAGCAGGUUUUCCUCUCUAAACAGAUAAAAACAAUUCUAAAAGCAAUGAAUUUCUACAUUGGUCUGAGAGCAGAGAUUGUGGAUCAGUGGCAGUGGGUGGACAAGACUCCCUAUGAUGUAACAGCAGCGUUCUGGCGAAGAAAUGAACCAAGUGAGGGUGAUUAUGAGAAGUGUGUUGUAAUUCAUAGGGAUUCAGAAAUACCCAACAACUGGAAUAAUGUCGGAUGUCAGAUGUUUUAUCGGAUUUGUGAAGCUGCUGCCGUAACUCUGUGAUGGAAAUACCCUCAUCCUUAGUAAAAAGUGGGAGAUGAGCAGUGAGCUGAGACCGGCGCAGGGCUGUGCUGGAGGAGUGGGGAGCCCUGAAGCCUGCAUCUUCUCUGUGCUGGGUGGGAUAAUGGAAGUGAUACGACCCUUUGUCCAGCAUCCCCAGUGCAUCAAGGGGCUGAGGGAACACUUGAAGGCUGAGGGUCAUCAAAGCUGGUCCUGUGUUCUUGUGUCCUCUUCUCUCUGAGAGGGUCCAGAGGCCACUGGCAGAAAAGACAUGGAGUUCUCCAGGAAGAAGACACAGGAAUGGAAGACAGAUGUCCUGAGCUGCAUUUUCUUUCUCUCCUUGAGCAGAAGUCUCUGCUUUCUGUUGAGUCACAUGCAGAAUGUCCCCCAGUUGCACUGGUUUUGUUGAACAAGUUCUGAAAUUUAUGCAAGAGAAAAUACAGUAUUAGACCAACAAAAAGGUCUCUGUGUAGUGUGUG